AUGGUUAAACUUCCUUGGUAUAUCCCUCAACUUAGACAAGUUGACUUUGAAGAAGAAGUGGAUAGUGUGAUUGAUGUUAUCAAACAUGAAAAGAAUCUUACACAAGUAAACUCAAUCAGCUCAGACGGCUCAGAUUUGAUCAUUAAGGAGUAUAGGGAUGAGGCUAACCGGCCCUGGACCAAGUUCUUCGACGAGUAUGAAUAUCGUUUGACCACCAAAGAGGCAGACAAGCAUGAUUGGUGGAGAUGGUUUGAUAAAGGUACUACGCCAGAAGAGAAAAAGUUAGUUACGAAGUUGGAUUUUCUUCUUGCUUUCUAUUCAUUCAUAGGUUAUUGGAUUAAGUAUAUUGAUCAAACAAAUUUAAACAAUGCUUAUGUUUCAGGAUUAAAGGAAUCAAUAGGGAUGGGUGGUAAUGAUUUAAUUGAUACUCAAGUUAUAUUCACUGUUGGACAAACGCUUUUCGUUUUACCAUGGAUUUUUUGUUUACCCAGAGUAAGUUUGCCUUAUGCUUUAUUUGUUAUAGAAUUCAUUUGGGGAAUGUUCACUUUAUUCACAUUCAAGAUAGAAAACCCUGCUACUUUAAAAGCUUUUAGAUUCAUCAUUGGAGCAGCAGAAGCUGGAUAUUUCCCCAUUAUACAUUUCUCAUUGGCCAGUUUUUACACUUCAACAGAAAUUGGUAGAAGGGGAGCUUUGUUCUAUUGUGGACAGUUUUUAGGGGUUUUAACAUCAGGAUUAUUACAAAGUGCUGCGCUGAAGAUUCCAGGUCCUAAUGAUAGUUUGGAAGGAUGGCAAUAUAUGUUUAUAAUAGAUGGUGUCAUGUCUAUUGCCGUUGCAUUCUUAGCCUUGUUCAUGCAUCCAGGUACUCCAAUGAAAUGUUAUAGUAUCUGGUUAACUGAUGACGAAAUCAAAUUAUCCAGAUCCAGAAUGAAAAAAAAUGGUUCUGAUAUCAGUCCGACUGUCAAGUCUUUCUUCGAUAAACAAACUUGGAAGAACAUUGUUACAUCAUGGCAUUUUUGGCUUUUAUCAAUUGUUCAAAUACUUGGUUUUAACACCAAUAGUACUGCUUCAGGUUCUUUUGCCUUAUGGCUUAAAUCUCUUAACAGGUACCUGGUUUCCAAGUUAAAUGAUUUGACUGCUAUUCCACCGGCUUUAGGUCUCAUAUGGAUCAUCAUUGUUUGUGGUGGAGCUGAUUUAACAAGGAAGAGAUUCGGAAUGAUUAUAUUCUCAUUUCUUAUGAAUUUUACUGCCAACUUUAUACUCGCCCUUUGGGAUGUUCCUGAAAAGGCUCUAUGGGCAGGUUUUUACAUGAGUUAUUGGUCUUGGUCACAAAGUUCUGUGUUCAAUCCGCUUAUAAGUGAUAUAUUGAGACAUGAUGCUAAUCAAAGAGCAAUUGAAUGGAUCAUCAUAUAUGUACUAGGUUUACAGUCUAGUGCUUGGAUGAGUAGGAUCAGUUUCCCCACCGUUGAUGCACCAAGAUUCAUGACAGGUUAUAUUGUAUGUUCAACAUUUAGUAUUGCCUAUAUAUUCUUCUUGUCAAUUGCCUAUUUCUUUUAUAAACGAGACGAAAGAAGAAAUGCUUUAAACAAUGGUAUUUAUAUUUAUGAUAGUCGAUAUGAAAUUCCCGAUGUCUUGAGAGACAAAUCACUGAUAGAUAGUAAAGAAUAG
Messenger RNA from Yamadazyma jaroonii, 1665 nucleotides. The record is from the annotation of a GenBank genome assembly. Lineage: Eukaryota; Fungi; Ascomycota; Pichiomycetes; Serinales; Debaryomycetaceae.